Messenger RNA from Moesziomyces aphidis, 2517 nucleotides. The record is from the annotation of a GenBank genome assembly. NCBI's taxonomy places the organism in Eukaryota, Fungi, Basidiomycota, Ustilaginomycetes, Ustilaginales, Ustilaginaceae.
AUGGCGGCCUCCGUCGACGUGCUCCUGCUCGGCUCAGGCUGGACCGGCUCCUUCCUCAUCCCGCUCCUAAGCGAUCAGAAUUUGAGCUACGCCUACACCUCCAGAUCUCCGCCGGACGAAAAGAUGCCCAACGAUCCUCAUAGGAUCCAGUUUGAGCUCACGGAUCCCGUCACCAAGCAGUCGCUCCGUCCCCUGCCAAGCGCACGCACCGUCGUCAUCAUCUUCCCCAUCAAGACGCUGGCGCAAGUCGACGACCUCGUGCGAGAGUACGAAGCCAUCCAUGGCAGUACGCGCUGGAUCCAGCUCGGUAGCACCGGAAUAUGGGGCUCUGGAACACACAACUCUUCGUCGCCCUUCGACACGCAGAAUGCACGCGCCGCUGCAGAACAGCGGCUGCUCGACGUCACCGCAAAGGCACGUCAUCCACGUGCCGCGGUGCUCAAUCUCGCCGGUCUGUACGGCGGUCUGCGCCAGCCAAAGAACUUUGCGUCCAGAGUAGGCGCCACCAAGGACCUGCUUGGUCUGAAGGGAUCCGUGCAUUUCGUCCAUGGCCUCGACGUCGCCCGCGCCAUCCUUCUCCUCCAUCAAAGCGCCCGCUCCGGCUGGGGUCGUCGAUGGAUCCUCUCCGACACUCGUGUCUACGACUGGUGGCAGCUCUUCAGCUACCUCCGCCCCAACAUCCCGGACCAUCCAGACGACAGCCCAGAGACUGCUCAGCGCUGGGUUCGCGAGCUGCAACACGAGAACCACAUCCGCACCUUGCCUCGUCCCAUUGCCUCGGAGCCGGACCAAAAGCUUCCCCACUAUCUCGAGCGCGCCCUCGACGGCCACGAAUUCUGGCACCUCUUCAACGAAUCGCCCCAAGUCGACUCGGUCUACCACGGUGGCGAACACGGCCUGCGACUCGAAGGCAGCCCUGGGCGUGAUGAGAAGCACCGGAUGUCGCAGGACGAUUCCGGGACUCACAGCGUCGGCUCAAGCACCAAGUCGUUCGUCGUUCGCCCCUUCGAUCCCACGAUCCCGGAGGACAAGCUGCGGGACCUGAUUGAACGUAUCGAGGUUGAUGCGAAGCGUCCUCUUCCAACAAAGGCCAGCUUCGAGGGUAGCUACGAAAGCCUCGGACUCACUCAUGAACGCUUCUGCAAACUGCGCGACGCUUGGAUUCCCUUCCUCCGCUCGGAGCCCACCACCAACUCUGACGCCAGCGAAUCCGACGACUCGACCAGCAUCAGCCGACGAGCAGGGCCAGACCACGACACAUGGGCAGCCGAGCAGGCACGCCUCUCCUCCUUUUCGCACUACAAGGUGCUCAUCGAGGAUGUCGACCUGCACUUCAUCCACGAACGCGCAAAUCCUCCAGCAUCCGGUACCAACAUCAAGGUGAUCCCGCUCUUGCUGCUUCAUGGCUGGCCAGGAUCGGUCCAUGAGUUUCUCGACCUCAUCAAGCCGCUCGCUCACCCGGGAAACCUCACUCCCGUCCAUUUCGACGUUGUUGUCCCCUCCCAUCCCGGCUACAUCUUCUCGAGUUCCGCCGCAGGUUUGGCAAGGGACCCACGCACAGGUCAUGUCGUUGGCAUGCACUCGGGACCGGGUGGCGAUCUGCUCGUCAAGGACGUCGCACGCAUCAUGCACAAUCUCAUGCAGCGCCUUGGCUACCGCAAUUACGCCGUCCAGGCGGGCGACUGGGGCUCCGGAGUGCUCCGAAGCAUGGCCCUGCAGUUUCCCAACCACGUUCGCGCGGUCCACCUCAACUUCUGUCCGUCGCUGGCGCCUUCGCUCGUCUUGCCCAUCGUUGGGCGUCAGGGAACGCCUAGUUGGGUCUUGCGUCUGCCUCAGCUCAUCUCCAAGCAGCGCUAUUCGCAAAGAGCACUAGGUCUGUUUGCCGGCUGGAGCCAGGGCGCACGCUCGAGUGAUCUGUGCGGAGCCGGGGGCUUGGUUGGCAAGGCAGCCGAAUUUCUAGCCGAAUCCGCAUGGAGAGGACUUGCGCUGAUCAGUCUUGGCUCCUUGCCCUCGCCGCUGUCGCAAGAGGAGCGCGAGGGGCUGGAAAGAGGCAUGGAGUUCGCUGCCACGGGAAGUGCCUAUGCGGCCAUGCACGGCACGCGGCCCUCGACAUUAGGCUUGGCACUCAGUCGAUCGCCUCUAGCUACGCUCGCAUGGAUCGGAGAAAAGAUGUACGCCUGGACCGAUGCGGACCCGGACCCCUCGACGAUCCUGGCCAACCUUACGCUAUACGAGACAACCGAAACGAUCGCAGGCUCGUUCUAUUCGUAUCGCAAUCGCGAUGCCGGAGGGAUUGCAGCCAUCGUCAGCGAUCCGCACAACUACAUCGCCCAGCCCACUGGGUACUCGAGCUUCCCGCUCGAGAUCAUUCAGGUGCCCGAGUCGUUUGUCAAGGCCAGCGUCAACCUGCGCUGGUUCCGAAAACACUUGGAGGGCGGACACUUUGCGGCUCUCGAGCAACCCGCAGCACUCGUCGAGGAUAUCACGGAUUGCUUUGCCGAAAUCUGGCCGCUCUGA